AUGUCUUCUCGAACCAAAGGCAAGUGGGCUGAUCACAAGCCAGCAUACCAAGCCUAUCUUCAGGAGAACGAUCUCAAGUCAGCAUACCAGCUCCUUCCUCAACAGUUCUUGACGCUUUACAAGCUUACUGGCGUCCCACACGAUCGACAACAGAUGAAAAACUUCCUUACCAACUACCUUCUCAGACAGUGGGGAGAUGACAAGGAGAAAGUGAUCGGAAAGAAGACGCAGUCGUCAUGGGUUGAUGGAAUCGUCGACAAGGCUUACGCUCACGGAGUAGGGGGAAAGGAAUUUGAAGAUGUGGGCAAGGAGGCGGACAAGAAUAUACAAAGCCAGAUGGAUGUCGACGAUAGCCAGCAAAACGAGGAUGGCCAUCAUUCCAAUGGAGAAGAAGUCAGCAGUACUGCGGCUCGUGGUACUACGCGUGAUGCAGCACACGUCUCUCUCCUCUUCGCCCAACUUCGUCAACGCGAACAAGAUCUCGAGCGUCGUGAGAUGGCUCUCGACGAACGAGCCGUCGAGCUGUCCGAUCGUGAAGCCGUGCUUGACGAACAAGAAGUUGUCCUCUCGAACAAAGAGUCUGCUCUCAAGACCUCGGAGAACAACCUACGCACGGAAAAGGACAGCAUUCGCGAGGACAAAGAGAAGUGGGAGCAAUCCUUGCGCACUACAUCUAGCUUCUUGGAUGAGUCUUGGGAAAAAUUGUACAAGAACGAAAACCGUGUUGCGGAGAAGAUGAAGAAGGUCGACUCUGAGCUACGCGAGGCGAACGCUUUGCUAGAAGUCACGAAUGAUGCAUUGAUGGACCAGGCAGAACUCACCAAUCAAAAACAGGAAGAGAUCGAGAAGAAAGACGAAGACAUCAAGCUAAAAGAAAAAGUGAUUCAGGAAAUGGAGAAGGACUUUGCUCAUACUCUUGCCCCAACAUUCAUCCCUCCAGGCCUCGAACUCUGGGCCUCUCGUCUCCGAAACUCGUCUACAGUUACCCUCGAAGACAAGGCCGAGUUUCAGAUGACUUGUAAGGAGAUCUGCGGCAAGCCAAUUCUGGUGCAGGAGAUGGAGGAGGCCAAAGCUUGUUGGGAGAAGGGACAGUUGGUUCCGGCCUUGAGGAAGUUGAGGGCUCUAGUUGGCGGUGUUUGGGACGAGCCCAAGCUUCUUGAAAAGCUUGUGGGCAUGAAGAAUUGA
Pseudocercospora fijiensis CIRAD86 is the source of this 1185-nucleotide messenger RNA. RefSeq lists its product as uncharacterized. NCBI's taxonomy places the organism in Eukaryota, Fungi, Ascomycota, Dothideomycetes, Mycosphaerellales, Mycosphaerellaceae. The transcript is spliced from 2 exons. The record is from RefSeq and is a predicted model, not a curated record. The coding region runs from base 1 to 1185 and encodes 394 amino acids.